This is a messenger RNA of Brenthis ino (lesser marbled fritillary), 1725 nucleotides long. The record is from the annotation of a GenBank genome assembly. Lineage: Eukaryota; Metazoa; Arthropoda; Insecta; Lepidoptera; Nymphalidae.
AUGGAUUUAUUUUUGAAGAGAGAGGGCUCCAUAACAAGUAACCAAAAUGUUUGCCACCGCAACUUUUUGAACCCUUUCCAAGACGCUCUCUACGAAUACGAUGCCUACUUAAGAUUAGAAACUUCUGCUACAAUUUCGUCUUUGAGCCACAAUUAUGUGCCUUAUGUAGGUAAUGGCUUAUUGGGAUUAGCCUUAGAACAUGACUCACAUAUAAACAUCAAAUAUGGAAGAACAUUAUCAUUGCCUGUAUUUUACCAUCCUUUAUAUAUAGUCGAGGAUUUAGAUAUGAAAGAGUCGACAUUAGUGGAUUACAAUAAUGGUAUCGUGCACAGAUUUCAAUGUAGCAGUACAGGUUUACAUGUUUCAUAUCAAUAUUAUGCACAUAGAACUAUCCCUUCUUUAUUUGUUCAAGAAAUUAUGGUAACUAACCCCUUAAAUGUACCUAAAAGCUUACAUUUGACAGUACCUAGAUUAUCUGAUUGGCCUACGUCUGUGAAACAAACAAUAAAACUUCAUCAAGGUGUUGAUGCUAAGGAAUAUGAGGUUGUAACAGGUAUGAUAGAAUUGCCAGAAAGUGAAAAUGUAAUAGCCGUAUCAGUUGUGUGUAGAAAAGUUAGGAAUGUCAUUCAAGUUGAAGCUAAAGAUGUUUUGUAUCUUUUAGUUCUAACUACAAUACAAUACAGUAAACCCAUUAAAAAAAUAGAUUAUGCUAAACAAAAAGACGUUGUGGAAAAGAAAGCUAUUGAAGAAAUGGAAAAGGUUAUAUCAUUAACAGGAGACACAGUUGCUGUGAGAAAUCUAAGGGAUAACCACGCAAGAGUAUGGCAAGGUCUUAGGUAUACAGGCUUUUAUAUAUCAGAUUCAAAAGCUGACGGUGUUAUCAAUGGAGAUCAAAUUAAUGCUACAAUUUAUGCGAUCCUUUCACAAGUCAGAAGUUAUGAGCAUGAAGAGCAUAUCAAACAAACCACUAAAUCUGAAAUUCUCCGAACACUCACAUAUUCUGAAGGAUGCUAUGAAGGUCAUUCAACGUUAGAUGCCUUUAAUUUAUGGAAACCAUUAAAUAGCCUCACAAAUUUAAAUAAUGUAGCAAGUAUUUGGCUUUUGACACUAGAAAAACAGGGGUGCCACAACCUACUAAAAGCUGGGGCUAGUGGGGUGAACCAAGCUAUGAUACUUAGUUUUGGAAGCUUGAGAUUUAGUAACCAACAUCUUGAAUAUAAUAUUCAUCCUUCAAAACUGCAUCGAGACUUCCUUUUCCGUAGAGUAAACUAUGGAAACAUGACACAUGUCAACAUAAGUGUAAUAUUACAAGAAGACAAUAAGGCAGCUAUAUUUGUAGCUUUAGAUCGUUCUGAUAAAACAUAUUAUGCCUGUGACGCUGGUUGCUUGGAUUCUCCGGUGCAACUAGGUCCUUAUAGAAAAUAUUUCCCAGUGAAAUUAACAGAACCUUUAACUGCUCUAUUAUAUAUAACAGCAGAUAAACAACAUAUGGAAGACUUACGACAUGCUAUUCAUGUGCAUGAAGUAGUAGAGGCACCUGCUCAUGAACACCAUGUCAUUGCAUUACACAGACAUGGCCACAGUCUCGGUGGACUCAACCCAUUGUUUUGGGUCUCCAUUAUACUUUUAAUAGUUAUUUUCCACUUAUUCCUCUGUAGGAUUAUAAUGAACGAGUUUUGUGAGAGUGGCACAAAUAUUAGCUACAAAAGAUUAUAUAAUAAAGCU